GCCGAGCAAAUUGAGAAGUAGGAAGAUGUGAAUCUGAAGACUUUGUUUUUUUUUUAAAAAAAGCGAAGUUAUAAAGAGGACAAGAAUGGAUUCCAGCGACCUCGUGAUCCUGAUUCCUGUCACGUACCUAGCACCGCGUGCAACGUAAGAAAGUACUGCAGCAGCGGCAGAAACACACGAGAUGACUCAGUGAGUCAGACAGAGUGGAAGAAGCAUUUCCAGCUUUCCUUGAAGGACGCGCACGAAAAUGUCCACUUAACGUGGGCCCUUGUCACCAUCACUGUCCGCGCCGGGAGUGGGUUCUGGUGCGGCGGGCGGCAGAGAAGGACCGGUGGAGCCCUAGUUCCAUGGAUGCUCCAGAGAGUUCUAAGCCCUUGAAGGUUACAUUCAAAGCACCAGCCAAGCACUGGACCGAUGCGAUUCCCAUCGGCAAUGGUCGUCUCGGCGCCAUGGUUUGGGGCGGCGUCGCAUCCGAAAUUCUCCAGCUUAACGAAGAUACACUUUGGACUGGCACUCCGGGGAAUUACACUAACCCAAAUGCUCCAGAUGCUCUUUUGGAGGUUAGAAAACUUGUCGACAAUGACAAGUUUGUGGAAGCUACUGCUGCAGCAGUCAAGUUGUCAGGCAAUCCUUCUGAUGUUUACCAACUUUUGGGAGAUAUCAAGCUAGAAUUUGAUGAUUCCCAUCUCAAAUACACUGAAGGCUCAUAUCAGAGGGAGCUCGACUUGGAAACUGCAACAGCAAGAAUAAAAUAUUCCGUGGAUGAUGUAGAGUUCUUGAGAGAACAUUUCAUUUCCAAUCCUGACCAGGUUAUUGUGACUAAGAUUUCUGCAAGCAAACCAGGAUCUUUGUCAUUUACAGUAUCUCUAGACAGUAAGUUACAUCAUCAUGCACAAGUAAAUGGAAAGAAUCAGAUAAGAAUGCAGUCUGAUUGUCCUGGUAAAAGGAUUCCUCCAAAGGUGAAUGCAAAUGAAAACCCAAAAGGCAUACAGUUUUAUGCAGUUCUUGAUUUACAGAUUAGUGAGAGGGGUGCAAUAAAUGUUUUGGAAGAGAAGAAACUGAAGGUUGAAGGGUCAGAUUGGGCUAUUCUCUUUCUGGUAGCUUCAUCUUCAUUUGAUGGGCCAUUCAUCAAUCCUUCAGAUUCUAAGAAGGAUACCAUUUCAGAGUCACUGAACACAUUGAAGAAACUAGGAGCCUUCUCGUAUUCUGAUCUUUAUGCACGUCAUUUGGAUGAUUAUCAGAAUCUUUUCCAUCGUGUCACAUUGCAACUCUCAAAGAGCUCUAAAAGUGCUUUUGGAGAACAACUAACAAAUAACAAGGAACUUAUUUCCUCUGUUAGUGAUUUAUCUUUGAGUAGGAGUGGAAAUGAAACGGUUUCAACUGCUGAUCGGGUAAAAUCUUUUCAAACUGAUGAAGAUCCUUCCUUUGUGGAACUUUUGUUCCAGUAUGGUCGAUACUUGCUUAUUUCUUGUUCAAGGCCUGGAACUCAGGUGGCAAAUUUACAGGGUAUAUGGAAUAAGGAUACCGAGCCAGCAUGGGAUGGCGCUCCUCACUUGAAUAUCAAUCUUCAAAUGAACUAUUGGCCUUCUCUUCCAUGCAAUCUCCAAGAAUGCCAGGAACCAUUGUUCGAUUAUAUUUCCUCCUUAUCGAUCAAUGGGAGUAAAACUGCAAAAGUAAACUAUGAAACAAGUGGUUGGGUUGCACAUCAGGUGUCUGACAUAUGGACAAAGACAUCUCCGGAUCGAGGUGAGGCUGUGUGGGCUCUUUGGCCAAUGGGUGGUGCGUGGCUUUGUACUCAUCUAUGGGAGCAUUAUGCCUACACAUUGGACAAGGAUUUUCUGAAGAACAAAGCAUACCCUUUGUUGGAAGGAUGUGUAUUGUUUUUGUUGGACUGGUUGAUUGAAGGUCGUGGAAAUUAUCUGGCAACAAAUCCGUCAACCUCUCCUGAGCAUAUGUUUACUGCUCCAAAUGGUAAGCCUGCCAGUGUGAGCUACUCAGCAACCAUGGAUAUUGCAAUCAUAAAAGAAGUGUUCUCUGAAAUUGUUUCUGCUGCUGAGGUUUUGGGAAAGGAGGAGGAUCCUCUCAUAAAAAAGGUCCGUGAGGCUCAGUUAAAGCUUCCACCAACAAGAAUUGCUAGAGAUGGUUCCAUUAUGGAGUGGGCACAAGAUUUUGAGGACCCAGAUGUGCAUCAUCGACAUCUUUCACAUCUCUUUGGCCUGUAUCCAGGACAUACGAUUACUGUUGAGAAAAAUCCAGACCUCUGUAAAGCUGCUGAUUAUACCCUUUACAAGCGAGGAGAGGAGGGUCCAGGGUGGUCAACCACAUGGAAAAUUCUUCUGUGGGCUUGUCUUCACAAUAGUGAGCAUGCAUAUCACAUGGUCAAGCACUUGAUUAAUUUGGUGGAUCCAGUUCGAGAAGCUGAUUUUGAAGGAGGAUUGUACAGUAACUUGUUCACAGCACAUCCCCCUUUCCAAAUAGAUGGAAAUUUUGGUUUUACAGCAGCAGUAGCAGAAAUGCUCGUCCAGAGCUCCCUAACAGAUCUGUACUUGCUUCCUGCUAUUCCUCGGGAUAAAUGGGCAAAUGGAUGCGUGAAAGGAUUGAAAGCUCGUGGUGGCGUAACUGUAAACAUAUCAUGGAAAGAAGGGGAUCUACAUGAAGUUGGUCUUUGGUCCAAGGAAGAGAAUUCAAUGAAACGACUGCAUUAUAGAGGAAAGACAGUAUUGACAAGACUAUCUGCCGGUAUAGUUCACACGUUCAAUACAGAGUUAAAAUGUGUUCACAAGUACUCUCUAUAGGAUAUGAAGACAUUAGUUUUAUAAUAGACUAAUAAAUCCAUGGAGCUUGGGUUCCUUUA
Carica papaya (papaya) is the source of this 2854-nucleotide messenger RNA. It is a transcript of the gene FUC95A, whose product is annotated as 1,2-alpha-L-fucosidase. The record is from RefSeq and is a predicted model, not a curated record. NCBI's taxonomy places the organism in Eukaryota, Viridiplantae, Streptophyta, Magnoliopsida, Brassicales, Caricaceae. Gene Ontology annotation, biological process: carbohydrate metabolic process. Gene Ontology annotation, molecular function: alpha-L-fucosidase activity.